Orcinus orca (killer whale) is the source of this 4586-nucleotide messenger RNA. It is a transcript of the gene PLA2G4A, whose product is annotated as phospholipase A2 group IVA. Gene Ontology annotation, cellular component: nucleus; Golgi apparatus; endoplasmic reticulum. The transcript has 18 exons. Lineage: Eukaryota; Metazoa; Chordata; Mammalia; Artiodactyla; Delphinidae. The record is from RefSeq and is a predicted model, not a curated record. Gene Ontology annotation, molecular function: calcium ion binding; calcium-dependent phospholipid binding. Bases 193 to 2406 code for a protein of 737 amino acids. Gene Ontology annotation, biological process: glycerophospholipid catabolic process.
GAAACCAGCUCACAUUUUAGCCCCUCCUACCAAGGAUAAGACUUGAACUUCUCUGUGGUCCCGGGCUGAGAAAGGAUCCUGACAGAAAGCUAGAGGCGUAAAGGAGCCUGAGGAAUCUCAUUGUUUUAAAGAAGCUAGAGUGCCAGAGAAGACUUUUGAAGUGUGAAGAGAUUUCCUGUAAUUGAAAUCAACAUGUCAUUUAUAGAUCCUUAUCAGCACAUUAUAGUGGAGCACCAUUAUUCCCACAAGUUCACAGUAGUGGUGUUACGUGCCACAAAAGUAACAAAGGGGGCCUUCGGUGACAUGCUUGACACUCCAGACCCCUAUGUGGAACUUUUCAUCUCCUCAACCCCUGACAGCAGGAAGAGAACGAAACACUUCAAUAAUGACAUAAACCCUGUGUGGAAUGAGACCUUUGAAUUUAUUUUGGAUCCUAAUCAGGACAAUGUUUUGGAGAUCACGUUGAUGGAUGCCAAUUACGUCAUGGAUGAAACACUCGGGACAGCAAUAUUUCCCAUAUCUUCUAUGAAAGUGGGAGAGAAGAAAGAGGUUCCUUUUAUUUUCAACCAAGUCACUGAAAUGAUUCUGGAAAUGUCUCUUGAAGUUUGUUCAUCCCCAGACCUCCGAUUUAGUAUGGCUCUGUGUGACCAGGAGAAAGCUUUCCGACAACAGAGAAAAGAAAACAUAAAGGAAAACAUGAAGAAACUCCUGGGUCCAAAGAAUAAUGAAGGCUUGUAUUCUACACGUGAUGUGCCUGUGGUGGCCAUACUGGGCUCAGGUGGGGGUUUCCGAGCCAUGGUAGGAUUCUCCGGUGUGAUGAAGGCAUUGUAUGAAUCAGGAAUUUUAGAUUGCGCUACCUACAUUGCUGGUCUUUCUGGAUCUACGUGGUACAUGUCAACUUUAUAUUCUCACCCUGAUUUUCCAGAGAAAGGACCAGAGGAGAUUAAUGAAGAACUAAUGAAAAGUGUUAGCCACAACCCUCUUUUACUUCUCACACCACAGAAAAUUAAAAGAUACAUUGAGUCUUUAUGGAAGAAGAAAAGCUCUGGACAACCUGUCACCUUUACUGAUAUCUUUGGGAUGUUAAUAGGAGAAACACUAAUUCACAAUAGAAUGAACACUACCUUGAGUAGUUUGAAGGAAAAAGUCAAUACUGGACAGUGCCCUUUGCCUCUUUUCACCUGUCUCCAUGUCAAACCCGAUGUCUCAGAGCUGAUGUUUGCAGAUUGGGUUGAAUUUAGUCCAUAUGAGAUUGGCAUGGCUAAAUAUGGUACUUUUAUGGCUCCUGACUUAUUUGGAAGUAAAUUUUUUAUGGGAACAGUUGUAAAGAAGUAUGAAGAAAACCCCUUGCAUUUCUUAAUGGGUGUCUGGGGGAGUGCCUUUUCUAUAUUGUUCAACAGAGUCUUGGGAGUUUCUGGCUCUCAAAGUAAAGGUUCCACAAUGGAAGAAGAACUAGAAAAUAUUACAGCAAAGCAUAUUGUGAGUAAUGAUAGCUCGGAUAGUGAUGAUGAAUCACAAGAACCCAAAGGCACUGAAAAUGAAGAAGCAGAAAGGGAAUAUCAAAAUGAUAAUCAAGCAAGUUGGGUCCAACGUAUGAUAAUGGCCUUGGUGAGUGACUCAGCUUUGUUUAAUACCAGAGAAGGACGAGCUGGGAAGGUGCACAACUUCAUGCUGGGCUUGAAUCUCAAUACAUCCUAUCCGAUGUCUCCUUUGAGAGACUUUACCACCCAGGAGUCCUUGGAGGAAGAUGAAUUGGAUGCAGCUGUAGCAGAUCCUGAUGAAUUUGAGCGGAUAUAUGAGCCUCUGGAUGUCAAAAGUAAAAAGAUUCAUGUGGUGGACAGUGGCCUCACAUUUAACCUGCCGUACCCCUUGAUCCUGAGACCUCAAAGAGGAGUUGAUCUCGUCAUCUCCUUUGACUUUUCUGCAAGGCCAAGUGACUCCAGUCCUCCCUUCAAGGAACUUCUGCUUGCAGAAAAGUGGGCUAAAAUGAAUAAGCUCCCCUUUCCAAAGAUCGAUCCUUAUGUGUUUGAUCGAGAAGGACUGAAGGAAUGCUAUGUCUUUAAACCCAAGAAUCCUGAUGUUGAGAAAGAUUGCCCAACUAUCAUCCAUUUUGUUCUGGCCAACAUCAACUUCAGAAAGUACAAGGCUCCAGGUGUUCCAAGAGAAACUAAGGAAGAGAAGGAACUAGCUGAUUUUGAUAUUUUUGAUGACCCUGAAUCACCAUUUUCAACCUUCAACUUUCAAUACCCAAAUCAAGCAUUCAAAAGGCUGCAUGAUCUGAUGUACUUCAAUACCCUGAACAACAUCGAUGUACUGAACCCAGCUUGCCCAGUUAGAUUGGAUGUGAAAUGGGAAAACCCUACUGUGCACACAUCUCCAAGGCCAAGAGGGCCACACCAGCUCUGAGUGAGAAGGGCCAAUGGUGUUCUGAACUUCUCAGAUUUGCCAAGUAUUCCUGCCCAUGGUAGAGGGCUGAAAAGCAUGUGUAUAAUACCUUAACAUGGCCUCACAACCCCUGGGGAAGGGAAAAAAGUGAAUCGUGGCAUAUUCAUGUGACUUGCCUCUGGCCCUGAAACUUCUGUCUCAUUAGUGGAUAUAUGUAUACGUGUAACUGAUUCACUUUGCUGUACAGCAGAAACUAACACAGCAUUGUAAAGCAACUAUACUCCAAUAAAAAUUAAUUAAAAAAAAAAAAACAACGAUGAAAUUGUAUAGUCCUAUCCUGAGAAUGGAGUCUUCCUGAUUUUGUCAGGGUUCAAAAACAGCAGCAGAGGGGCUUCCCUGGUGGCGCAGUGGUUGAGAGUCCGCCUGCCGAUGCAGGGGACACGGGUUCGUUCCCCGGUCCGGGAAGAUCCCACAUGCCGCAGAGCGGCUGGGCCCGUGAGCUAUGGCCGCUGAGCCUGCGCGUCCGGAGCCUGUGCUCUGCAACGGGAGAGGCCACAACAGUGAGAGGCCCGCGUACCACACACACACACAAAAAAAAACAGCAUCAGAGCCAAGGUUACUAUCCAGGCCUCUCUUCCAAAAGCCCAUUCCCAUUGCUCUGCAGUAACUGCUUCAACCAAAUUCCAGAUUUUCUCUUCAUUCCAAAAGUUCCUAACUAGGUUAACAUCAUACCAAAAAAAGUACAUGAUAAUUAUAAUAGCGGUUCUUAGAGGUUGUAGUCACCAUUAAUUUGGGUCUAUGCAAAGAUUAUUCUGAAUAAAGAAUAGCCAUCAUCGAUAAAAUCACAAAGCAUGGUGUUUCCUAGAUAGAGGACAUCCAUGUUUUAUAACUGCAUUUGUUUCACUGAGGAAGCAGGGCAAUUCUCCAGCAAUUUAUUUUCUCAUUAGGAUUAGGGAAAGUCUCGUACUUCCUUGUGGUCUCUCAUUUCUGCUUAUCUACUAACUAUAAAGGACAUAAAUUCUAGAUUUAGUAGUUACUUAUUUCUUCCCUCUUACUACCUUCCCCAUGAAGGACAGAAUGAAGAUAAAUUUACCAUGUUACACAUAUUUUAUUCCCUAUUUUAUCAGCAAAAAAUCUGAAACAGGGGCUUCCCUGGUGGUACAGUGGUUAAGAAUCUGCCUGCCAACACAGGGGACACGGGUUCGAGCGCUGGUCCGGGAAAGGACCCAUGCUCCACAUGCCGCAGAGCAACUAAGCCUGUGUACCACAACUACUGAGCCUGUGCUCUAGAGCCCGCGAGCCACAACUACUGAGCUCACACGCCACAAGUACUGAAGCCCGUGCACCUAGAGCCUGUACUUCGCAACAAGAGAAGCCACCGUAAUGAGAAACCCAUGCACUGCAAGGAAGAGUAGCCUUCCUUCGCCGCAACUAGAGAAAGCCCGCACACAGCAACGAAGACCCAACACAGCCAAAAAUAAAUUAAUAAAAAUAAAUUUUAAAAAAAAUCUGGGACACUCCCACAACAGUUCUUUCUCUGCUGGGGGAAGGAAUAGUAUCUGGAUACAAACUGAACAAGAGUGUAAUGUGCACAGAGAAAGACAAACAUCAUAUGGUAUCACUUAUAUGUGGAAUCUAAAAACGUACAAAUGUACAAAAACGUACAAAUGUACAAAAACGUACAAAAACGUACAAACUUAUUUACAAGGCAGAAAUAGACUCAGAAAUAGACAUAGAAAACAAACUUACGGUUACCAAAGGGGAAAGGAGGGGGAUAAAUUAGGAGUUUGGGAUUAGCAGAUAACACAAUACUGUAUAUAAAAUAGAUACAACAAGGACAUACUGCAUAGCACAGGGAACUAUAUUAAAUACCUUCUAAUAACCUAUAAUGGAAAAGAAACUGAAAAAGAAUAGAUAGGUAGAUAACUGAAAAAAAAGAAUAUAUAUAUAUAUAACUGAAUCAUUUUGCUGUACACCUGAAACUAACACAACAUUGUAAGUCAGCUAUACAUCAAUUUAAAAAAAAUUUUUUAAGUGUAAUGGAGAUGUUGAAUUUAAAUAUAUACAUGAGGGACUUCCCUAGUGGCACAGUGGCUAAGACUCCUUGCUCCCAAUGCAGGGGUCCUGUUUUCCAUCCCUGGUCCAGGAACUAGAUCCCACAUGCAUGCCGCAAUUAAGAGUUCACGUGCCACAACUAAGAA